This is a messenger RNA of Pieris brassicae (large cabbage white), 1228 nucleotides long. RefSeq names its product rhythmically expressed gene 2 protein-like. The record is from RefSeq and is a predicted model, not a curated record. The coding region runs from base 183 to 914 and encodes 243 amino acids. The transcript has a single exon. Lineage: Eukaryota; Metazoa; Arthropoda; Insecta; Lepidoptera; Pieridae.
GUUAUAAUAUAUAUUUUAUAUAUCAAUUUUAACAAAUGUCAUUUAAAUUCCUCUACUGCGCAAUUUCUUUUCUCAUUGAAUAAUAGUACCGGAAGUCUUUAUAUUUAUUGGUAAAGUCCUGAAACCUUUAAUAAGACUUGCUUGUUUACGUUUGUACAACUGCAUUAAUCAAUAAAACUAUAAUGAAAGGUAAAGUUAAACUGAUAACUUUUGAUGCUACAAAUACUAUACUAAAAUUUUGUGUAUCACCAUGGAAAUUUUAUGCAAAUGUAGCAGAAAAAUAUGGCUAUCAAAUACAUGAAGAUGAAAUUAAGAAACAGUUCCUACACACUUACAAAACGUUGACAAAAAGGCACCCUAAUUUUGGAAGAGAAUCUAUAUUAUGGGAAAAUUGGUGGAGAGAAAUUGUUCAAGGAACUUUUAAAGGGAAGAUAAAGGAUAAUGAGCAUAUUAAAUGUAUUAGUAAUAAACUUAUACAAGACUAUAAGUCAUCAAAAUGCUGGUGUCCUGCAGAUGGUGCUGUUGAUAUUUUAGAACAUGUAAAGUCACAAUGUUCUGAUAUAGGGAUUGUGUCUAAUUUUGACCCACGUCUACAUGAGAUAUUACAGAAUUUGAAUUUGAGUUCAUAUUUCAAGUUUAUUCUGACGUCAUACGAAAUUGGUUAUAGCAAACCUAAUAUAAAAAUCUUUGAAUCAGCUAUUGAACAUAGUAAAUUAAAUUUACUUACAGAUGAAUGCUUACAUAUUGGAGAUGAUUAUGAGAAAGAUUAUCUUGGGGCUAAAAAAGCUGGAUGGCAAGCUAUGCUUGUUACAAACAACACUAGUGGCCUAGGUGACAUAAAGCCGUUGCACUGUUUCAAAAAUUUACAUGAAUUGAAAAUGGCAAUAGGAAAUUUAAGUAAUAGUACAAGUUGAAAGAAAACACUUUUUACCGGAUUGAAGCGAUGUAUUCUUAUAAACUUAUAAUUAUGACACCGUAACCAUGCAUGCUGUAAAGCAAACUAAACUUCAGAAAAUUUUUUUAUUUAAAAUUAUGUAAAAUAAUUAUAAGUUUAUAAUAAUACAUAGCUUGAAUCUGGUAAAAAAGUGUUUUCUUUCAAUGUGUAAAAGCUAUGUUAACAAAAGACAAUACUAAUUGUACAAGUUUAAACUAUCAAUAAGUGCAAUGUUGUUUUAUUGUGAAAACCAUUUAUUAAAAAAAUAGGAUUUGUAUUUUUAUUAUUGGAGCU